Xiphias gladius (swordfish) is the source of this 1526-nucleotide messenger RNA. RefSeq names its product Rh family, C glycoprotein b (gene rhcgb). Bases 1 to 1458 code for a protein of 485 amino acids. Gene Ontology annotation, cellular component: plasma membrane. Gene Ontology annotation, molecular function: ammonium channel activity. Gene Ontology annotation, biological process: ammonium homeostasis; ammonium transmembrane transport. The record is from RefSeq and is a predicted model, not a curated record. The transcript has 11 exons. Lineage: Eukaryota; Metazoa; Chordata; Actinopteri; Istiophoriformes; Xiphiidae.
AUGGGCUGUGUUCAGAGCUUCAGGGAGUUGUGUGACCGUCCAAAAAAUACUAAUGUUCGUCUCAGUCUUCCAGCAGUUUGCAUUGUAUGGCAGACAGCAAUGAUUAUCUUGUUUGGGGUCUUUAUUCGAUACGAUGAGGAAUCGAAUCCACACUGGAUAGAACACAGAAAAGCUAAAAAUAUACCGAGUGACAUCGAGAAUGACUUCUACUUCAGAUAUCCAAGCUUCCAGGAUGUCCAUGUGAUGAUCUUCGUUGGAUUUGGCUUCCUGAUGACAUUUCUUAAGCGGUACAGCUUCGGAGCAGUGGGUUUUAACUUCCUCAUCGCAGCCUUUGGCCUCCAGUGGGCGCUGCUGAUGCAAGGCUGGUUCCACUCCCUGGACUACACUGAUGGAAAGAUCAAAAUUGGAGUUGAAAACCUGAUCAAUGCUGACUUCUGUGUGGCGGGCUGCUUAAUUGCCUAUGGGGCAGUUCUGGGUAAAGUCAGUCCGGUCCAGCUGAUGGUUCUGACUCUGUUUGGGAUCACAUUGUUUGCUGUGGAGGAAUAUAUUAUCCUGAAUCUCAUACACGCCAGAGAUGCUGGAGGCUCCAUGGUGAUCCACACAUUUGGAGGUUAUUAUGGUCUUUCCAUCUCGUGGAUGCUCUAUCGGCCAAAUCUGGACCAGAGCAGUCGUCUGCAGGGCUCCGUCUACCACUCAGAUGUCUUUGCUAUGAUCGGCACCCUCUUCCUGUGGAUGUUCUGGCCCAGCUUCAACUCAGCCAUCACAGACCACGGGGACGGGCAGCACAGAGCAGCCAUCAACACCUACCUGGCUUUGGCCGCCACCGUGCUCACCACUGUGGCCAUCUCGAGCCUCUUCCAGAAGCAUGGAAAACUAGACAUGGUUCACAUCCAGAACUCUACUCUCGCUGGAGGCGUUGCAGUGGGAACAGCAGCAGAGUUCAUGUUGAUGCCCUACGGAUCUCUGAUCGUAGGAUUCUUCUGUGGUAUCAUCUCCACCCUGGGUUAUAUCUACCUCACGCCGUUCAUGGAAAAGCACCUGAAGAUCCAGGACACAUGCGGAAUCCAUAACCUCCACGCCAUGCCAGGAGUCAUAGGAGGAAUCGUGGGAGCCAUUACUGCUGCAGCUGCAUCAGAGUCGGUUUAUGGCACUGAAGGGCUGAUUAACACCUUUGACUUUGAGGAUGCUUUCAAAGACAUGACACCCACACGACAGGGUGGUCACCAGGCUGCGGGCAUCUGUGUGGCUAUCUGCUUCGGUGUAGGCGGAGGUAUCCUUGUCGGUUGUAUCUUAAGACUACCUAUCUGGGGAGAUCCCGCUGAUGACAAUUGCUUUGACGAUGAGCCCUACUGGGAGCUUCCUGAGGAUGAAGAGAGCAUCCCACCAAUCUUGCAGUACAACAACCACAUGCGGAACAAAGACGUAGCUGAGUCAAAUUUCACCAUGGAGCAGAACUGACGCUAGGCCUCGAUCCUGAUGGAUCUCUCUUUACCUUUUGACCGUUUGUUCCUUUUAUUCUCCUGCUG